CUUAAUCUUUCCUCUCUCUCUCUCUACAAACCCCAUCGCUCUCGGCUCUGAUAAAACAAAGGGCCUCUCUCUCUCUCUUCCUUAAUCUCUGUGAAAAAACAAACCCAAUCCCUGUUCUUCGAGGGCAGAGCGGGCAACCAUGGAGAGGCUUAUCUCCACCUCUCACUCUCCCAUGCCCACCUCCCUCAAGACCAGAGCUCUCCCCAUUCAAAACCUCCUCUCUUUCACUACUACUUCCCGCCACAUUGGAAGCUUCCCUUCUCUCUCUACCAUUAACUCAUUUUCUCUCACUUCCUUCUCUCUCUCCCCUUCAAAUGUUCAGAACCGAGAACAACCUCCAUUUUCUCCCCUUGGAUUACGUCUCCAGAGCUCUCAUCACCGCUGCUGUGCCUCUCAUUCUCAGUCUUCGGCGAGUCCUGUGGGGUUCAAAUUGCAAGAGGAAGCGGCCUCGACGACGCAGAGCAGAAAAGAUGCAGGAGGAGGUGGGGUGGCCUUAUUUUUGAAGAAGGCAGUUCCUGCUGGGGCUGUUAUUUUGCUGUCAGCACUUAUCAUGAUACUGACACAGCCAGCUGUAGCACCCCCAGCCUUUGCAUCUGUCCAAACAGCUGCUGCCAAGGCAGGCGGUUUUGCCGCCGUAAGGACCGAACUACUGAGCAGUGCGUGGACAGGCUUCUUUGCGGGGUGCUUGCACACACUAUCAGGUCCCGACCACCUUGCUGCCUUGGCUCCCCUCUCUAUUGGUCGGACCCGAAUGGAGAGUGCAGCUGUUGGGGCCCUGUGGGGCUGUGGCCAUGAUGCAGGGCAAGUGAUAUUUGGAUUGCUCUUCUUGCUACUCAAGGAUCGGCUCCACAUAGAAGUCAUACGCACAUGGGGCACGAGAGUCGUCGGCCUUACUCUCCUUGUCAUUGGUUUGAUGGGUAUCAGAGAGGCCUCGGAGGUGCCUGCUCCUUGUGUCGCAUUAGAGAACGGUGAAUGUGAUGUGAGUCUCAUUGAAUCAAUGGAAACAACAGCUCCCGCCCCUGUCGGUGGCAAGAAGAAGAUUGGAUUGGCUACUUUUGCAACGGGGAUAGUGCAUGGGUUGCAGCCAGAUGCCCUGAUGAUGGUAUUGCCUGCCUUGGCUUUGCCCUCACGAGUGGCUGGUGCUGCUUUUCUGGGGAUGUUCUUACUUGGAACGGUAGUUGCAAUGGGGAGCUAUACCGUUUUUAUAGGUUCUUGUAGUCAGGCUUUGAAAGAAAGGGUCCCAAGGAUAACUGAGAAAUUGACUUGGGCAGCAUCCUUUGUGGCAAUGGCACUUGGGGUUGCCAUUCUCAUUAGCCAGUUCUUCGGUUUCAGCCUAUAUUGAUCAUCUUCACCUUCAACUUUGAUGUGUCAUCAGAUGGAGAGGCUCAUUUUGAGAAUGAUGGAUUAGUGUGCAGUGAAAAUCAUUUGUCAGUCCAUCCUUCAUGAGGCAGCCAUCUUCAUUUGUCAGUCCAACCUUCAUGAGGCAGCCUAUAUUGAUUAUCUUCACAAGAAAUCGAUUACACAGGAUCCUCUCUGUUUUAAACAGGCAGUAGUGAGUUUUCUUUUCUAUAGUCUUGUUUUAUCCUAGCCCCCCAUUUCCUGUCUUUUAUCUGAUGGUGUAAGUCAAUCCGCAAAAGGCUGCUUAGUUUCUUUUUUUUUCAUUCGCAGGCUGGUUGAUGCAUCUGCCUGCCUAUCUAAUCUAAUGGAUAUUUUUUUCUUCGAUUCCCUCAGUCAGUUUUUCAAGAAUUUGCUGAGUUUCUUAGUUAUAUAUUUUGCUUGAAUUAC
Amborella trichopoda is the source of this 1785-nucleotide messenger RNA. Its product is annotated as chloroplast protein FOR GROWTH AND FERTILITY 2. The record is from RefSeq and is a predicted model, not a curated record. NCBI's taxonomy places the organism in Eukaryota, Viridiplantae, Streptophyta, Magnoliopsida, Amborellales, Amborellaceae.